Messenger RNA from Carcharodon carcharias (great white shark), 2376 nucleotides. RefSeq names its product DNA-binding protein inhibitor ID-3-A-like. The coding region runs from base 169 to 531 and encodes 120 amino acids. The transcript is spliced from 3 exons. Gene Ontology annotation, cellular component: nucleus; cytoplasm. The record is from RefSeq and is a predicted model, not a curated record. Gene Ontology annotation, molecular function: protein dimerization activity; transcription regulator activity. NCBI's taxonomy places the organism in Eukaryota, Metazoa, Chordata, Chondrichthyes, Lamniformes, Lamnidae. Gene Ontology annotation, biological process: circadian regulation of gene expression; cell differentiation; negative regulation of transcription by RNA polymerase II.
GGAAAGUCCAAAACACAGCAUUUCUGUGUUUGUUGCCGAAGCUGUUUAAUGUACUGAAUCUGUACAGAGAGAAACAGGCAGACAGUGCCAUUUCCAAGAUUCUCCUGACAAGUGUUUGUUAAACACGAGGUUUUUUUUUCCCCCAAAAGGAAAUUUGAGACAGGAGACAUGAAAGCCAUCAGCCCCAUCCGAUCUGUCAGAAGCUGUUAUGAAGCGGUCUGCUGUUUGUCUGAUCAGAGUUUAGCUAUCUCACGGAGCAAGAACCCCUUGGAAGAGUCCAUCAGCUUGAUGUACGACAUGAACGAUUGUUACUGUAAACUGAAGGAGCUGGUCCCCAGCAUCCCCCAGAACAAGAAAGUUAGUAAAAUGGAAAUCCUCCAGCACGUUAUCGAUUAUAUUUUUGACUUACAGAUCGCAUUAGAAAGCCAGCAACAGGAGCCUGGCAACAACCCUGCAUCAAGCAGCUCUAUCCUGACACUGCAGCGAUCGGAACUGUCUAGUGAAGGAGAUCGUUUGGGCUUCUGUCACUGAAUGACACACGGUGUGCACUUAACAGCUCGCCGCUCCAGCAUUGCUCCGAUUGCCCUGCCAGCGAUUCAAGCGUCAAAGAAGUCAACAAUGAGAUAAUCUCUCCUCUCCCACUUUAAACACCGUCUUGAACAGUUUUACAUUCAUUUAAGGACAAAUCGUGUGAAUUCUGAAAGGAGCAAGUCAGUACAUAUCUGGGAAAUCCAUUCCAAUUAGCAUCCAGAUGAUUGAAUUUAACCCUUAAUAGUUUUUAAGCCACUAAAAGGACCAAAGACAUUUAAUGGAGUCGUCUGAUUUCUCAGUUUUUAAUGGUAAUUCAGUGAGACAUUUUGUGAUUAACUUUGGAAAGUUGCUGGUUGAUUUUAAACCUGGUGAAAAGCAACAAAUGGCAGGACUCGGUCAGAGUGUUUCGUUUUAUUCAAAUUGUGAAGUAAAUUUAUCUUUCUUUGAGGGGGGACCUGGACAGUGGGGACUCAGCUGGUCUCCAGAGUUAAAUACUAGAAUGGCUUUUGUAAUCCCAGUUCAAAAAGUGAUCAAAGAGAUUUUUAAGUUUUUUUGCAAUAUUCAAAGCUGCCCUUAUCUUGGUUUCUUGAUUCACCAUCUCCUGCAGCACAGGUGACUGAGUAUUGUGAUGUGAUUCUCAUGCCUCUGUCUCCUAUAGCAUGGGUCACUGUCCCCCAGGGGUCAGUGCCUCCUGUAAUGUGGCCACUGUCUCUUGGUGUCAGUGUCCUGUAGCUUGGGUCAGUGUCUUUCUCCUAUAGUCUGGGUCAGCGUCUCCCAGGAUCAUGGUCUCUUGCGGUCAGUGUGUCUUGCUCUGUGUUCCCCCUCAUUUUGUUGUGUGUUAUCUGUUGUACUUCGGUGCUACAUUCAAGGUUAUGUGGAAAUGUGCACCCGUGCAUCUUGGAGGGAACCUUGGUGUGGACCACUGUCUGGGAUAGUGUCUCCCAUAGUGUGGGUCAAACCUAGCACAGGCUGUCAGUGUGCGAAGUCACUAGGCAAUAAUAGCAGCCGAUUUGCAUGAAAACCGUUGCUAGAUCCACCAGCAUACAUUGGGAGAACAGCUCAGCUUGUUCAAUCACCCUAGGAGCAGUAUAACUGCAGCUCAGUGCUGGACCAGCAAAUCUCAGGCAGGGCAUGCUGUAACUUCAGAGUUGCUAUAAAAUCUUACAUUAAUCUCAAAUUACUGAAUGGGAUCCUUAGACACUGACUGACCAACAGUACCUCAUACAAUCAGAAGGCUGUUGGAAUAUCAAGGGCACUUUGCACAGACAUUAACAGAUGGAGAACUGCAGGCUUGUGGCCCAUUGAUUUUCCUAUAAACCUGUACCACCGAGGCCUUAUGAUAUUCGCAUCAGGAGAUGGUAGAGUAAAGCAAAUCUUUGGGUUAAUCAAGACGUCCAGUGUCUAUCACUUUAUAAGUAGGAGAUUUCUGGGCUACCCUGUUUAAAAAGAUUGGUGGGUGCAGCUCUGUAACUGUGAACUAGAUUUUCCCAGUGUUCCUUGUAUGAUUUUUAAAUCAAGUCAGGAAUAUUAUCCUAAUGCAAUUGAAACCUUAGGAGACCUUGGAUGAGGCAAAAGAGAUUUCCUGAGGAUAUCAUUUCUAGUGAAAAUGCACAAAUCUUGGAGGAGAAGGACUUCCAAGUAGACAUUGCUUCACCGAUCUGUAGAGGAGGGAGUGAAGCUCCCCAAUCUUUGCGAACUCUAUACUAGAGUAUCUUUUGUAUAUUUGCAGGGGGAAAUGUCCCUGCAAACAGUUUUAUUUCUUCUGACUGUUUUAAAAAAAACUUUUUAUAAAAGUUUAUGGAAAUGUACAUUUUAUACAUAAUUAAAAAGUUACAUUUACAAAAA